This is a messenger RNA of Nerophis lumbriciformis (worm pipefish), 1947 nucleotides long. Lineage: Eukaryota; Metazoa; Chordata; Actinopteri; Syngnathiformes; Syngnathidae. The record is from RefSeq and is a predicted model, not a curated record.
AUGGGAGACCUGGAGUGUGGCUUUGAGGAAAUGCAAGGAGUUAGAUUGGGAUACCUGCUUAUCCAAGGCAAGCAGAUGUUCGCCUUGUCUCAGGUCUUCACCGAGCUGCUCAAGAACAUUCCACGCACCACCGUGCACAAGCGCAUGGACCACCUGAACGUCAAGAAGCACCACUGUGACCUGGACGAGCUGCGCAAACUCAAAGCAAUAAACUCCAUAGCUUUCCACGCAGCCAAGUGCACGCUGAUAUCACGCGAGGACGUGGAGGCGCUUUAUUUCUCCUGCAAGACGGAGCGAGUGUUGAAGUCCGGCAACAACAAAAGGAAAGCCACGUCGUGCAUUGGGGACGGUUUGGUGUCUGCGGGGAUCCUAGACGCCGAGCUUUGGCAGAAAAAAGUUUGGUUUAGUUUGCACGGCGUGCAAGACAAAGCGGGCCGGCGAGCGCCUUGCGAGUCCAAACUACCUCACUUUUACCACAGAAGCCACGGACGAGAUUACCGAUCGGCCGUGAAGGCAACUCACAGACACUUUAAAAACUAUGAAACAGCCAAGUUUCAAGGGAAUCGAGUGACUUUAAGCCAGAGGCACGCGUUUUUUCGGGGCGCUCCCGUGGCGGCGCUCCAGUCUGCCGUGGCUGCAGCCGACCUUCAUCACAAAAGGAAGAGGAGGCGCGAGGGGGGCGGCCUAAAACACCCCUGGAAGAGCAGACACCACCCGCAAAUCCCGCCGGUACUCUUCGUGCAACCCAAAUCCAGCAUUACGCACCGUGCUGCGUUUGAUGCUUUCCAACUAAACCGGGAUUUCUACCUUCACCCUCAUCACUUCGAAGCGGGCUUCGACAGCAGCGACACCGAAUCUAGCACCUACUCAGAACGGGCCUACCCCGACUCGGAUUUCGGAUCCGGCUUCUCCACCAGCAGCAGCUCCGAGGACGAUGACACUCAGUCUGAGAGUACUGAAAUCAGCUCGGAUGAAGAAGAGGAAGAAAGCUCCUCUCAUUCGGACUCCAGCUCGGUUUCCAGCCGGGUUUCGGUCCAGAGCAUCCGCUUUAGGCGGGCCCGGGUAGGGACCCUCGCCAAAACUCUUAACCCUAUAAAGGCACCUCUGGUUCUGCAGCCCACUUUUCACUAUAACCAGCAUGAAAACUCAGCUCAGAGCCAAGAUGAACAUGAAAAAUGUGAAUUUACGAAUAACUCUGGAUCAAAAUUCCUCUCAGAUGUUUUCAAAUGUGACAAGGAAAGUCCAAACACUGACUCGGUGCUUGAGCCUCCGAAAUGCACCGGACAAAGGCUCCCCACGCCGCUUAAGAAAAUCAAGACCGAAAUCGAAGAGCUUUGCGUGACGGCGUCUCCUCAUCCAUCGCUGGAGCCUCUCCACAAAGUGAAAUUAAAAGUGGAAGACUGUUGCGAUGAAUUUGAAUACCAAAACGUCAAAUCGAUCAACACUGACCAAUAUUCCAGCAGCGCGGACGCACAAAGGGAUGUGAAAUCCGCCGAGAAUGCGUCCCACGGAUUUUUGGAGCAACUCGAGGAGAAGGAGACCAGGAGUAAAAAGUGCGGGGCUUCAGAGAGAUCCAGGCUUUCCAGGGCGCAAUCAAAACAAGCCAGGGUCACCAGGGCUGCCUCCUCCUCCUCCUCCACGUCCUCCUCCUCCUCUUCCUCCUCCUCUCACCCCCUCGAGGAAGCCUCGGCGGAGAAUUUCCCGAGCCGCCGUAAAUGCAGCAGGGCGAACACUUCCACGCGGAGAGCCAAAAUGCCUUUCAGCCUUAUGGCAAAUUUCCCAUUUUCGCCGUCGCUGGUGGUUGGCAACGACGGGGAUCUUUGCCCCGCUUACUCCCUGAACUCUCGGAGGGGUCCCGGGCCUCCCCCUCCGUCUCACCCUGUGUGGAGUUGGCAGCCAGGCGGACACAUUUUCCCUCCCCCACACGCUCACAGGACCGGGAAAUAG